Messenger RNA from Sarcophilus harrisii (Tasmanian devil), 1029 nucleotides. RefSeq names its product G protein-coupled receptor 82 (gene GPR82). Gene Ontology annotation, cellular component: membrane. The record is from RefSeq and is a predicted model, not a curated record. Gene Ontology annotation, biological process: G protein-coupled receptor signaling pathway. Lineage: Eukaryota; Metazoa; Chordata; Mammalia; Dasyuromorphia; Dasyuridae. The coding region runs from base 16 to 1029 and encodes 337 amino acids. Gene Ontology annotation, molecular function: G protein-coupled receptor activity. The transcript has a single exon.
AGGAAAUUGAUAAAAAUGGAGUACAAUUCAACAUAUCUUCAACAAUCAGUGGCUUCUUUAAUUGUUUUACCUGUCAUUUAUAACUUUCUGUGCAUUUUAGGCCUUCUGGGAAACAUGUUCUCACAAUGGGUAUUUUUAAGAAAAAUUGCUAGGAAAACAUCAACACACAUCUACUUAAUAAAUCUUGUGACUGCAAAUUUGCUUGUAUGUAGUGCUAUGCCUUUUAUGAGUGUCUAUUUCAUGGAAGGAUUUAAGUGGACAUACAGUUCAGUAGAAUGCAAGGUAAUCAACUUCUUGGGUACUCUGUUUUUGCAUGUCAGCAUGUUUGUUAGUCUCACCAUUUUAAGUUGGAUUGCCAUAAGCCGUUAUGCUACCCUCAUGAAAAAGGACCUUGCCCAGGAAGAGCAUGCAUCAUUCUAUGAAAAAAUAUUUUAUGGACACAUACUAAAAAAAUUCUGCCAGCCUAAAUUUGCCAAAAAGCUGUGCUGUUUUAUAUGGGGGACUGUACUGGCCACAGUAAUUCCAAUUACUGUUUAUUACUCUGUUGUGGAACUUAAUCAAGGAAGUAAGAAAAUGUGCUACAGUAAAGAGUCAGAAUGUGGUACUAGCAUUUCUCAGAACGCAAGACUUUUUGGAACUGCAUUUGUUGGUUUUUGUUUCCUGGUGGUACUGUUGUCAUACUACUCUUUUGUCAGCUAUCUGAAAAAAAUAAGGAAAAGCACAACUAUUACAAAACAAUAUUCCAUUUACUAUUCAGUGAAAACACACCUUUUAGUCAUUCAAUUUCUACUGAUAGUUUGCUUUCUUCCAUAUAGUAUUUUUACACCCAUUUUUUAUGCCCUAAACAAAACAAAUGACAGCCAACAGCUGGUACAUUUAGUGGAAAUAAAAAAUUUCCUCAUCUGUCUUGCUGCUGCCAGAAGUAGCACAGAUCCUGUUAUAUUCCUUUUACUAGAUAAAACAUUUAAAAAGACACUAUAUAAUCUCUUUGGAAAGGCCAAUUCAGCACCUGAAAACAGUGUACCUUAG